Messenger RNA from Aspergillus fijiensis CBS 313.89, 1440 nucleotides. RefSeq names its product MFS transporter. Gene Ontology annotation, biological process: transmembrane transport. The transcript is spliced from 2 exons. NCBI's taxonomy places the organism in Eukaryota, Fungi, Ascomycota, Eurotiomycetes, Eurotiales, Aspergillaceae. Gene Ontology annotation, cellular component: membrane. The record is from RefSeq and is a predicted model, not a curated record. Gene Ontology annotation, molecular function: transmembrane transporter activity. Bases 1 to 1440 code for a protein of 479 amino acids.
AUGCCACUCCCGCUGACCGACUUGGACCGAGGCAUUGUUGGGUGGGAUAGUCAAGAAGACCCGUCCAUGCCCCUGAACUUCCCCCAAACCCGCAAGUGGAUGCUUAUCAGCCAGGUGUCGGCGAUCACCUUCAUCUCUCCCUUGGCUACAACCAUUGUGGCCCCGGCCGCUUCGUAUAUCGAUGCCGAUCUCGACAAUUCGAGUGCAAUUCUGUCCAGCUUUGUGACCUCGAUCUAUCUCUUAGGCUAUGUGAUCGGACCACUGCUCUUAGGCCCGGCCAGCGAAAUCUGGGGUCGACGCCCAGUAAUGUCAGCGGCGAAUUGGUCCUUUGUGGUCUGGCAGGUAUGCUGUGCCCGGGCGCCUACAAUAGGAGCAUUGAUUGGGUUCCGCUUCUUGGCCGGAAUCGGAGGGGCAGGAUGCAUGACACUCAACGGCGGGGUUGUGGCCGACCUGUUCGUGCCGGAAGAACGCGGUGGGGCCAAUGCGAUCGCGGCGGUGGGGGUGAUCUUCGGCCCAGUGCUCGGCCCGAUCUGCGGCGGGUUCAUUGCCGAACGGGCCGGUUGGCGCUGGGUUUUCUGGACGCUCUGCUGCGCCGGCGGGGUGAUCAGCGCCGCCAUCGAGCUCUUCAACCGGGAGAGCUACGCCCCCGUGCUGAUCGCCCGCAAGACUGCGCGCCUAGCCAAGGCGCUGGGCCGUUCGGAUCUACGGUCCGCCUACGAGAGCCAAGAUGGGCCGAAUCGCAGUAACCGCAGCACCUGGCGCCGGAUGCAGCGAGAGCUGACGCGCCCCCUGCGCAUGCUCUUCCUCUCGCCCCUUGUGGCGCUGUUCUCCACCUACAUGGCCCUGAUCUACGGGCUCUUCUACCUGCUCCUGACAACCAUCACCACCGUCUACCAGGACACCUACCACUGGUCGCCGGAGCUCACGGGGCUCGCCUACCUAGGCCCCAGCCUGGGAUUCCUGGCGGGCCUGCUGAGCAUCGCGACCACGAGCGACCGGCUCAUCGUCACGUUGACCGCGCGCAACGGCGGUCUCUACGAGCCCGAGAUGCGGCUGCCCUUCAUGGUGGUCUUCGGCCUGCUGAUCCCCGGCGCCCUCUUCUGGUAUGGCUGGACGGCUGACCGCGCCGUCUUCUGGCUCGUGCCGUUGAUCGGCCUCGUGCCCUUCGGCUUCGGCAUGCUGGGCAUCUUCUUCGCCAUCCAGAUGUACAUGAUCGACGCCUUCCCGCGCUACGCCGCCUCCGCCAUGGCCGCCGUCACUGUCUCGCGCUCGCUCCUCGGCCCUCUCCUGCCGCUGGCCGGCCCCCCGCCGUACGACCGUCUGGGCCUGGGCUGGGGCAACUCCCUGCUGGGGUUUAUCGCGUUGGCCAUGGUCCCCGUGCCGUAUUAUCUGUGGAAGAUGGGCCGGUCCAUCCGGCUGAACCAUCCCAUUGAGCUGUGA